GGCGCGCGUCUUGACUGUAGGUCGUUUGACGCGUUCAAAAGCUUUAGCUCACUUCAGGUUUGGUUUGUCAGGUUUCCUGAACCUCAAAUUUGUGAUAUCAUUAGUAUUUGCCUUUUGGUUUCGUUAUUAAACGCAGGUCUGUCACAUGAUUUUGUAGAGUCGUCGGUUAUUCCCUUGUCAUGUAAUUCUUAUCUCCGAUCUCCACACGUGGUACCGUAUGUACACAAAACAUAGUGCGCCUACUCUAUCAAGAAAGUGUGUUGUUUCAAGCUACAGACUAUCUGCUUUAUGUUUUCAUCUCGUUGGAGGGUGUGUUCAUAGGACAAUGGCGACCGUGUAAUGAAGAUUGACAUCACAAUAGGUUGACAAGCCUAUGAUGCGACGGUAGUAAAUGUUAUUGCGGAUUAGAAGGCAUCGCAAUGGGGUCACAUUAGGCUCAUCAGUAUCUUAAAGUAUGACGGGUUUGUUCAUUGGUCUGAGAUCGUAGUAACGCAGGUUAGGUUUUAACCGCAACCUCGUCGAUGCGCAAGCGCUGUUAGUCCGUUAUAGAUGGGCGGCAUAUAGCUUUUCAUUCGGGCUCCCUAGUUUUUAGUGUCCAUUUGACUUCGAGUAAUUUUUGUCCUAUUGUUUACCUACUUCAGACUAAUUUAGUGUACUGUAAUCAUUCCGUUAUAUGACAAGCUCAAAUAACUGCGAUAUUAUAAUAUCAACCUCUUAUAAGAGGUUGAAUAUGAAGUACUAUAUUUUAUACACGUGGAUUCAUCGGACCAUAUGCAGAGCACAAAGAGUUUGUAAACAGUGGCAAUCACAUGUGGUGUGCUCUGUGAUAGGUUAGCUAAUAUAAAGAUCAAUCGUGUAAUGUGUAUAACGGAGUCAGAGUCGUACGAUACUCAUAUUAAUAUUACUGUCAGGAUUAAUACACCCUAUUCUGAAUUUAACUAGCCGUACACAUCCGACAUACCCUUUUUUUGCAGACUCCUGAGUGUCAGUUGUCUGAAUGGACUUUGGCUUAUGACUUCUGUUUUCUGUCUAGUGGAUUACACUGUUGGUCACACGGUUGCCCCUUUCAUUUGCUGUAGGUCACAUCAGAUGGUUUUUCGUUUACGGAUAGUAUUGUUGGUGAUCUUGCUCACCAUUAACUUUUGUUGGUUUCAUUAUCACUAAAUGAGUAUUUUGUGUUCACUGUAUCUACUUGGGUUAGUUCUUAUUAUCCCUCAUAUGAUGCUAGCUUGAUAGAGGGCGGCUCGCAGCUUUUAUCUAUUAUGUUAACGGCUACAUACCAACUGGUUAAAGGCGUUUUCUCCAAAAAUAGCUAUUAGCGUUUGCUAUUCCAGAAUCCUACUUCGUGGAUCAGUCACUCGCUACUUAUUAUCUUUUAUUCAUAUAGUUAUUUAAAAUAUGCUUACUAAGUUUUAGACCUACCCUUUUCCUUUUCUCAGAUCCCUUGUUACGCUAUUCGACCUGGCGAACUGGAAUUCCACGCAAGAUUAUUCCUUCACUUUUUUACCAAUCAAAACCCAUUAACCUGUUGAUACAGUUCUUUCAACAUGUUUUUGAGGCCAGAGAGUUUAGGUCUACUUUUCUUGAUACUCAAUACCUCAUGGUCGGUAGAUCGUACUAAUUUUAAGACAUGUGACCAGAGCUCGUUCUGUACUCGACAACGACAAAUAAAACCCGGGGAACUUGCGCACUGGUUAGAACCAAGUUCUGUCAAGAUAAACCCAUAUGGAAUAACUGCAGUUAUUUAUACUGAAGAUCGAAACCAUUCUCUGUCGUUAGAUGUUACCUAUAAUCAACACUCCAUCUUCCGUGUACUCAUUGAUGAAUUGACAGAUGAGUAUAAAAGGUAUCGUGUACCUACAGGAGACGUUUUGCCAGGCGUUCAAAAGGCCCCUGCCAGGUGUAUAUUUGCUGAAAAUGGUUUAGUGUUGGAUGGACAGUCUGGAUACAAGGCAGUCGUGUAUUAUAACCCUUUUCAUAUCGAUUUUUUCCUGAAUGACGUUGUUGUAGCGUCAGCAAAUAAGAGAAGUCUUUUAAAUUUUGAACAUCAGAGGAAAAAACCGAUUAUCGAUAAAAAUAAGGUAUCUCAAAAUGACAACCAUACGUUACCAAGUGAAAAUCAUGAGGUCGAUAUUUCUACUGUAAAGAGUUCCGAAGAUUCUUCAGGAAAUACAGAUGUACCAAAAGACUCUACUACCGAUGAAGACAAAGAAGAUGAAAAACAAGAUCAUAUAGGUACAGAUCACACAGUUCCGGAAGAUCAGUCAUGGUCAGAAUAUUUCAAGGAACAUCUUGACACAAGACCUCACGGCCUAAACUCCAUCUCGAUGGAUUUCGACUUUCAGGGAUUCAGUCACGUCUAUGGAAUCCCAGAACAUGCUGAUGGAUUCGUUUUGAAAUCUACAAAUGAUGGCGACCCCUACAGACUUUAUAAUCUUGAUGUAUUCGAAUAUGAGGUCUAUAAUAAGAUGGCCUUAUAUGGCUCUGUCCCUGUUAUGUGGGGACACAAUCAAAACAGUACUGUGGGUGUUUUGUGGCUGAAUCCGUCGGAGACAUGGAUCGACAUUGAUCACUCAAACUCACAAAAUAGCGGAAUAUUUUCCGGUUUUUUUUCAAAGAAACCAGAGAAAUCUUCAGUACAAACGAGAUGGAUAUCUGAGUCCGGCUUAGUAGAUUUAUAUGUGUUCAUGGGUAGUACUCCAUCUGAAGCGAUGCGUUCUUAUGCUAGCGUGGUAGGUACUACCAAGUUACCACCCCUGUUUGCGAUUGGUUAUCAUCAGUGUAGAUGGAACUACAAUGAUGAAGCUGAUCUACUUUCUGUAGACAAACAUUUUGAUGAAUAUGAAAUGCCUGUUGAUGUUCUGUGGUUAGACAUUGAACACACUGAUGGAAAACGUUAUUUUACUUGGGAUAGAACUAAAUUUCCAAAUCCAAAAGAAAUGGUUGAUAAACUGAAUCUUAAAGGUCGAAAGCUCGUUACGGUUGUUGAUCCUCACAUUAAGCGUGACUCGAAUUGGCCUUUAUUCAGCAAUUCCCAAAAUAAUGGAAUUUUCGUCAAAACUAGAGAUGGGACCGAAUUCGAUGGUUGGUGUUGGCCUGGAUCUAGUGCGUGGCCUGAUUUCACUGAUAAAUCUGUUCAGCAGUGGUGGUCAAAUCUAUUCCUUACUUAUGAGCCUGUUUGCAAAGAUUCCAUGUUUACCUGGAAUGAUAUGGGUGAACCAUCAGUUUUUAAUGGCCCUGAAGUCACUAUGCACAAAGAUGCUAAGCAUGCAGGUGAUUGGGAGCAUCGUGAUGUACAUAACUUAUACGGGUUAUACGUACAUAAGUCAACUUGGGAUGGACUCAUGUUGAGGUCGAACGGUGUAGAACGUCCUUUUGUGUUGACCCGUGCGUUUUUUGUUGGUUCACAGCAGACAGCAGCUGUUUGGACUGGAGACAAUACUGCUGAUUGGUCACACUUAAAGAUUUCAACUUCUAUGCUUCUCAGCAUAUCGAUCGUGGGGAUAACUCUAUGUGGAGCUGACGUGGGAGGUUUUUUCGGCAAUCCAGACUCUGAGUUAUUGACAAGAUGGUAUCAGGCGGCUGCUUAUCAACCAUUCUUCAGAGCUCAUGCACACAUAGAUAGCAAACGCCGUGAACCUUGGCUAGUGGCUUCGGAAUAUAUUGAUCCCAUUCGAAAAGCAAUACAAGCUCGCUAUCAAUUACUUCCAUAUUGGUAUACACUAUUUGCUCGUUCGGAAGCAAACGGUCAACCAGUUAUGGCACCUAUGUGGUUUCAUUUUCCUAAAGAUGUGAAUACGUUUGGUUUGGAUGAUCAAUAUAUGAUUGGAGAAGCUGUGCUUGUGAGUCCUGUCACUGAUCAAGGUGCUGGCUAUGUGCAAUUAUAUUUUCCAAAGGGAACAUGGUAUCAUUAUCCAUCGCUUGAGGUAUUUGCAGGUGGACAGUCGACACAAUAUCCAGUAACGAUAAAUUCCAUACCUGUGUUUUAUCGAGGUGGGUGGAUUAUACCACGAAAAGAGCGUAUACGUCGUUCAUCAUGGCUUAUGCGUAGUGAUCCCUAUACAUUUGUUGUUUGUUUGGACCCUCAAGAGCGUGAUGCUGUUGGUUAUAUAUACAUAGAUGAUUUCCAUUCAACUUCUAAAUCAAAUGCCCAGUUUUUCAAAAUUAUUUACCAACGAGUUGUCGACCCAACGGGUGCAGGUGUGCAUGGUGGACGAUUGCGCUUACAACGUUUACCAUUACCAGGUGAAACGUCCAUAGUACUACCUAAAGAUGAUGUUUUAAUACCGAAAAUUGAACGCUUUGUUAUUGUUGGGUUCAGUAGUCCUUUGGAAAGAAUUACUGUGAUCGAUGCCCAUAAACCACGAAGGAAUUUAGGGUUUUCCAUUACUCCGUCCUCUGUUUUUUCUGCUGGUUUUAAACACAUACCACGCAUUGUUGUUGUUCGUAAACCUGAUCUUUCAUUAAAUGAUGAAUGGGAAGUGCAUUUUGUCACAGGUAAAGAAUCCAGGGAUGAUUUGUAAAUGAUAGUUGAUAUCAAUUCUAUUUGUUCAACGUGGUACUCUCAUGUGUAUAUGAUUUGGCUUCAAGUUAUCUUAUUUUCUAAAAUACUUGCUCAGUUUUAAUUUUUACAUAAUUUCUCUCCAUCUCUUGAAACGUGACGUGUACUCUUGCUUGUCUGUUUGUUUUUUCACUUUUCAUGUUUUCGUCUCGUUUUUUCCUGUUUUUAGCGCAUCUUUCUCAGUUCCCUUUUUCUAUUUUGUCAUUGUAUCUGUGUUUGAAUGUAAACAAGGAAUUUUUCACUGCUUUUAUGUAUGUUUUUAUUUUAAAAAGUGAAUUUGUUUAGUUAAGAAAGAAACCUUUUUUGGAUUUAUAAUGGAAUCGUCAAAAGAUUUAGGUGCAUAUUUAUAUAAAUUGUUUAACCAUUU
Molecule: messenger RNA, 4928 nt
Organism: Schistosoma spindalis
Lineage: Eukaryota; Metazoa; Platyhelminthes; Trematoda; Strigeidida; Schistosomatidae
Source: the annotation of a GenBank genome assembly